This is a messenger RNA of Sphenostylis stenocarpa, 1707 nucleotides long. The record is from the annotation of a GenBank genome assembly. NCBI's taxonomy places the organism in Eukaryota, Viridiplantae, Streptophyta, Magnoliopsida, Fabales, Fabaceae.
AUGGCUCCGAGAAUCCUUCUAUGCGGCGACGUUUUAGGUCGCCUAAACCAACUCUUCAAGCGUGUCUCUUCGGUGAGCAAAUCUGCAGGUCCAUUCGACGCGCUCUUGUGCGUAGGCCAGUUCUUCCCGGACUCACCGGAACAGUUGGAAGAGUUCACGGCGUUCAUCGAAGGCGGUUCCCAGAUUCCGCUUCCAACAUACUUCGUCGGCGAUUACGGCGUCGCCGCCCCUAAAUUUCUCUUGCAAGCUUCCAAGGACUCCGCCAACCGCGGCUUCAUGAUGGACGGCUUCAAGGUUUGCGACAACCUGUAUUGGUUGAAAGGCAGUGGCAAAUUCCCCCUCUUUGGAUUAUCCGUGGCCUAUUUAUCUGAGACACAGUUAGUUGGUUACAUUGGUGUCACUAAUGGAGCAGCUGCUUCGGACAUUCCUGCUGGAGUUUCUGAUGCUGUAGGCAGUGAUUCAACCAUAUCGGAGUUAGUACAAGAGAUCAAACCACGUUAUCACAUUGCAGGCACUAAAGGUAUAUACUAUGCCCGUGAACCAUAUACCAAUGUUGAUGCUGUGCAUGUCACCCGUUUCAUAGGGCUUGCUUCUGUUGGAAAUAGAGAUAAGCAGAAAUUUAUUCAUGCAAUCUCCCCCACGCCUGCUUCCACAAUGUCUUCAACUGAGAUUGCCGUGAAAACCACAAAUACCACCUUAUCGCCUUACACAUUUGUGGAGAAAAAAACUUCUCCAUUGGAUUCCACAAAGAGAUCCAGUGAUUCUAACUCUGAUGCUCAAUAUUGGAGAUAUGAUGUUUCCCAAAAGAAACAAAAACAUGAAACAAGACAUGCUGAUAAGAUGUGUUUCAAAUUUGUUUCUUCUGGAUCUUGUCCACACGGAGAGAAGUGCCAUUUUCAACAUGAUAUAGAUGCAAGGGAGCAGUGUAGGAGAGGUGUUUGUUUUGAUUUUUUGAACAAGGGAAAAUGUGAAAGGGGUCCAGAUUGCAACUUUAAGCACAGCUUGCAGGAUGAAGGUGACAGGCAUUCUUCUAGGAGGCCUGGCUCUGGCAGAUCAAAAGAAUGUUGGUUUUGCUUGUCAAGCCCAAAUGUGGAGACACAUUUAAUCAUAAGCAUUGGGGAAAAUUAUUACCUGGCACUUGCUAAAGGUCCACUUGUUGAGGACCAUGCGCUGAUAAUACCAGUUGAGCAUAUGCCUAGUACCUUAUCUAUGUCUACUGAAUCUGAAAUUGAGCUCUCUAGGUUUCAAAACAGUCUCAAAAGUUACUGCAGGAGCCAAGAGAGGGAAGUCAUCUUUUUUGAGUGGGCCUCCAUCCGUGGCACUCAUGCCAAUCUUCAGGCCAUUCCCAUUCCAUCUUCCAAAGCAGUUAUGGUUGAAAAAGUUUUCAAUUUAGCUGCACAGAAGUUGGGAUUUGAAUUUGUCGCUAAGACGUUUGAUAGCAUUUCUGAUGGGAGGAAGUUUUUGAGGACGCAAAUUGGUGGGGGUUCAAGCUUGUUCUAUGCUCAAGUUUCAGGAGGCACAAUUCUGCUGCAUCAUGUUGAAGAGAACGAGAGAUUUCCUGUCCAAUUUGGCCGUGAGGUUCUGGCCGGCUUGCUCAAUAUGGCAGAUAAUGCUGAUUGGAGGAAUCACAAACAUAACAAAGAUGAGGAAAUGAAAAUUGUUGAUGAUUUUAAGAGCCGAUUUCAAGAAUAUGAUCCAAACUGUUAA